UUCACGCUGUGUUAUUGCCAAGUUUACGAUUUAUUAUCAAGUUUACCCAUAUAGGUAAAGCUGUUCGACGUCAUCUUUUGAACUUUAAAAUGAUUCUUUCGCGUAAUGAGUUUAUUUGGAUCUUUUAAACAAAAUUGGAUUUCAUUAAAAUAAAAUUUGUGUUUAAUGAAUGUACGAGAGAGAGAAAAUCGAAAUAAUUUCGAAAAUUACGAAUUAAGGACAACGAGAAGACUUUGGAUUCUAUGGAAAAUCGAAAAUUUUGCGAGAAAUUGGACCAAUUUGGAACUAAAAAGCCGCAGAUGCAGAACAGUUUGCAGAAGAAAAACUUAUUUGUCACACUUUUGGAAAUCAACAGCUUUUUUUGAGAUGAAUGAAAAUAAUUUAAAAAAAUUAAAAAGGGAAUUUUUCAAAUUCAUUAUCAAACUGACCGAGGUAAUUCCACGCGAAGAGAUGACCACAUGGGAUAAGGAAGAGGUAAAAGCGAGGAUGAACAAAAAUAAAGUGUAUCGAUGGGAAAAUUGGUUGAAGAGAGAAACAAAUAUAUUUACCGAAGAGAAAGAAGAAACAUAAAAAAAAGAGGGUUGCAGAGGGGAAACGAAGAGAGCAAGCGGUGAACAUAUACGAGUGAGCGAAUAGCUAAGAAAACAAGAUAUUGGGGGUGGGGUAUUUGGAGAGAAAAAAAAAAAAAAGUAGAAGGAGAAGACUACGGACGACGACGACAACGACGACGAUGAAGAAGAAGAAGAAGAAGAAGAAGUUGAAGGUGGUGGUUGGUUUGGAGGAGGAAAAGAACGAAGCCAGGAGAACCAGCCUCCGCCGCAAGUAACCACGUGUUCAGUAUAGUAGCGCGUUAUGACCCGGAUGUUAGAUUGCAGCUGCAGUUUCGCGAGAACCUGCCGACCCGGAUGUCCCUCUCGACGUCGUUUAACCAUCCUCCACUAAUGUCCUCCUCCUGGUCAUCGAAAUAUGUUCAAUCGGAUAGAUGCGAGCAAGUCGACGAAAGGUGCGAGCAAAUUACGAAGGGACCUGAUAAACGCAGAAAUCGCGAAUCUACGUGAUCUUCUGCCUCUUCCGCCUUCAACGCGACAGAGGCUCUCUCAACUUCAACUUAUGGCAUUAGUUUGUGUCUUUUUACGUAAAGCCAACUAUUUUCAGCACGCCCUGAAAAGCAGCCCCGCGGAUUCGUCAAAUAUCCCGACACCCAAUAUAGGAUUUUCCAAAGCCAUGUCUGGGUUUAUUAUGAUGAUGACGCAACAAGGCAAACUACUGUACAUAUCUGAAAAUGCUGCUGAAUACCUUGGGCACUCUAUGGUAAAAAAAAACGAGGACCUCUUGAUUCAUGGAGAUAGCGUUUACGACGUGAUCGAUAAACAAGAUCAUAUGACGGUGCAAAAUCAAUUGGCUCGAAAUAGUCCAACGGCCGAUGACAAAAGACUCUUUCUCUGUCGAAUUAACGUGUCACGAAAUUCUCGUCGACAACUACGAUUCGGCGAUCAAAAGGUUGUUUUGGUGGAGGGCCAUUAUUUGCCAUUUGUGCCACUUUGUAAUCGUAAUGAAUCAGUUUUUUUGGCUUCUUGUACCCCAGUGGUUCUUCCUGAGACAAGAGAAAGUGUCGUUCAAGGCGCCACGAAUAUUUUUACCACCAUUCAUUCAAUGGACAUGAAGUAUCUUCACAUUGAUAAAACUGCAGAAAGUCAUAUGGAAUAUAGUCGUUCUGAGCUGGUCGGUGUUUCCUGGUACAAUCUUCUUCACUGGGAUUGCAUACGAACAGCUUAUUGUAAACAUCAAACUGUCAUUCAAUCGGAUCAAGAGCGUUCGAGUACAGCAUUAUUGAGGCUACAAAAUCGUUCCGGGAGAUGGUUUUGGAUACAUUGUGUUCUUCAAGUCAAAGAUAGUUCUGAAGAGUGUCAGCAUCCCAUUAUUGUUUGCACCAAUCAAGUAUUAAGCGAAAAAGAGGCGGAAGUGAUGCGAGCGAGUACCUGGCUCUAUCAGUAUUCAUCCCAAUCGAAGUUUACCUAUGGUAUUUGUCCAACAGGACAAAAUCAAACAAUUCCCUAUUCGCAUCAUCAUCAUCAUCAUCAUCACGAUUAUGUGAGAUCGAGUUUUAUUCCCGAAUCAGAAUCGUCGCCAUCGUAUCCAAUUGAAGAAUCGUGGAAGGAUCGUCCUGUUAAAUCUGAGGGCGAUUAUGUAAUGCCAAAAUGUGGAAGAUUAACAAGCGAAGAAGCUGAACCUGUUGAUAUGUCAAUUAAUAGUUCCACGGAACAUGAGAAUAGAAUUCUUCAUCAUUCGCUUGUUCAUUCGUCAUCAUUAAAUUUUACUCCAAAAUCACAUCAUCAUCAUCAUCAUCAUCAUAAGGUACAACAACAAAAAUGUUUGACAAAUUCUGUUUAUAGAUCGAAAUUAACACAUGUUCCUAAUCAAUUUACAACUGGCGAUACGAAUAAGUAUAAUAUCAUUGAUUUGGAUAAAGGACAUGUGGAGGGUUGCGAUAAUAGAAAUUAUUCUCAUAAGCGAUUGGUGGUGAAACCAUUGCCACAAAUGACAGAACCAACCGAUUCUGUCGAACAUUGGAGCUCGAGUCCAUUAUGGUCCGAUACUUUGCAAAGGGUACCCGAUGUUGUUCACCAGGACUUGAGUCCCUAUAUAACUACCCCAACUACUCCGGCUGAUACUCCGGACUCGGAGUUACAUUCGGAUGCGCCUGUGUUCAAUUUUGACUGGACUGGAGAGCAGCAUGUGCCAAAUCUGAAGAUCUUCCGCAACACUAACCAUGAAACGAGAAAAACUCAUGACGUUCAGCCGAUAACUCUUCAGCUUCCGAAAAAGAAGAAUCAUUCUGAACAGUCGAGAGAUUUUUCCAAGUGAAUAAUAGAAAAAGGCUUUAGAUUGUUUUUUUUUCCUUUUUUUUUUUUAAGGAAAAUUUUCUAAAUUUUCUAAAUACCCUACAUCGAGCCUAAUUCACGACUCUAUUAACAAAAAUUAAUGGAAUUCAAUUCAAGUAAGAGUCUAUUUUAAUAUAUAAUUUAUUUUAUUUUUUUUUUAAAUUUAAGUUAAAACUAUUAAUUUAAAUUUAGAAAGAUUUUUUUUAUUAAUGUUUUUAAGUUUUUAAAUUUGCAAAAUUUAUUAUUUGUAUAUAUUAUUUUAAAUGAUAGAUACAGAUAAUUAAUUUUAAAUAAUAUUUCAUUUUAAAUGAAAAAAAAGGGUUGAAUCCUUAAAAUUUUUUUCUGGAAAAAUUAAUUUCAUUUGAAAAGAACUCUUCAGUUUUGGUUUGUAGUUAGAAAAUUUUCAUCAUCGUCGAAUUAGUUUUCACUUUUCACAAACAAAAGUUGUUAAAGAAUUUUAAAGCUUUUUAUUUUACAAAAGAAGUAAAUCAAUAAAAAUAUUUUAUUAGUCAAAUUUUCUACAAAAUUAACAUAAAAUACUGAAUAAAGUAUAAAUAAAAAUUAAAUUGAAACAUUAAAAUAAAAGCGAAAAUUUGUUUUGUCUCCUUAAUAAAAAAGAAGAUUAAUUAAUUCAAUGUUUAGAAUUCAAAAAAUAUUUUUAAAAUUAAAAACUAUGAUAAUGAAAAGAAUUAAAAAAUUAUAAAACUAGUAAUUAGAAUAAAAUUGAAUUGAAAUUGAAAAUUUCAAAUAUUCUUUAAACGUAAGAUGAAUUUUCAAUUGUUGCCUUUGUUUUUAGAUUCGAAAUUUUGAGAUUCUUUAACGAAUUUUGUAAUCGAAACCGCGAGUGAACAAUUUUUUCCGAUAAUUUUUUUAGUUUAUAGAUAGUAAAGACAAUAAAAGUAGUUAAAACAGAUAUUAAAAUAAUUACUGUAAAUAUACGAAGCGAAAUUCAAUUCAACAAAUUGAAAAAAAGUAUUUUGAUUUUCAAUACAAAGUUGAAAAAAAUUCUCAAAAUUCAAGAUUAUGGGAAAAUUUAUUACAAAUAUAGAUAAUUAAAUUGUAAUUAAAAAUUUUUUUCAAUUAAUAAUUUAAUUUGAAAUAUAAUAAUGAAUUUCAUAAAUACGCUUUACAAUUUGCUGUUAAGAUUUACGUCGUAUAUAUUUAAAUAAAAAAAAAAAAAAAAAAAAAAAAAGUAGAAAAGUGCUGCAAAUACAGAAAAAUCAUUUUUGUAUUUUAUAAAUUUAAAAAAGUCAAUCAGUAUUUUAUUUUUACGUUAUUUAAAUUAUAAAGUUGAAUAUAUAAAUGAUAUCUACGAAUUAAUAUUAUUUUAAAUAAAAAGAAAAACUAUUCUGCUUUUUAUCAUCAUCAUUAUCAUCAAAAUAAUUUAAUUAAUACCCAAGAAAUUAAUUAUUUAAAAUUUCAUUAUGAAAACGAAUUAAUAAUUCACUAAAAAUUAAAAGAUUAACAAAAUGCAAUUGCGACAAUAUAAAUAUAAUAAUAAAAUAAUAUUUUAUGCACGCUCAAUAUCACAUGAAAAUUUUAUUCAGUAAAAUUGUAUUUUUAGAUAAUAUAAAAAGAGAAUGACAUAUGAGAAAAACUACUUUUAUAGAGAAAAACAGUGUACAUUAUGAUGACAGCCAGUAAACUCUUGAUGGAUAGCAUCUCUUGAGGGUGAAAAAAAAAUGGCUUUUUUUUCUUACUUUUAACAUCUCAUCGUCUAGACAACUAUUGCUCCCCAAAAAAAAAGAAACGAUAGAUUUAAUUUUCCUAAAAUUUAAUUUUUGAGUAAACAAAAUUAUAGGAUUAAAUUAAAUUUAUCGAAAUUUUGAAUAAAAUUUUAUAUUUUAAUUUUUAGAAAAUGAAAUAUUGAAUUUUCGUUCAAGUUUUUUUUUUUUUUUUUUUAUUUUUCAGAGUGAAAAAACUCUCUUAACAAAAUUGGGAAUAUUUUUUGUACUAUGGGAAUUUUUACUGAGACAACAUAAUUUUUCCUUUUAGAAAUGAAAAGCACUCGGGGUCAUUUAUAAGGCGGGGAAUCUUGCUUCUGCUUUUACUGCCUCUUAGCACUUCACCGUUUGACCCCUUUUAAACUUCUUCAGCCCCAUUUCUUUCUCGUUGCUCACGUAAAUGCUCUCGAUAGUCUUUAUAAUUUUUUUUUUUUUUUUUUUACCUCCCUUUUUUCACCCACACAACUUUAAUCGAUUUUCCGCACUUUUCCCUCUUCAGAAAUAGAGAAAAAAAAACAAUUUUUUUUUUAUUUUUAUUUUCCAAUAAAUAAAAAAAUUUUCUUUUUUUCUAUUGGAAAUUUUUUUUUUCGUUUUUAAUUAAAAAAGAAAAGACUAGAAUAUAAAUAUAUAAUAUUUUUGAGGAGUUGAGAGACAGAAAAGGAGAAAAAAGAGAAAAAUUCAAGACCCUGUUAAUCUUCUCUUUAAAGUCAGAAGAGCAUUUUUCCUAAUGCUCGAGGUACUCUUGAUGAAAUGAAUGCGGCAACAGAGAAACAAAGAGAAAUUAAAAAAGAGAAAGGGGGAAAAAAAAGAGUGAAAUAAGUGCAGCAUGUAAAUAUAAUAAAUGGGGUCGGAAGCAGUGAAACGAUCAUUCAAGGGUCAGAAAAAAAAUAGAAGAAUACAUCUAAUAUUUUUAUAUCCAAUUUUUUUUUUUUUUCGAAAGAAAAAAAUAAUUUAAUAUUGUUCAUUCCCAGGACAUUCAAAGGUUAAUUAAAAAAAAAAAGGCAAAAAAAUAUUUUUUUAAAAAAUUCUUUUUCUAUACAGUGUCUCAUUUUAACUUAUCGAAAUAAUUUUUUUAUUUGAUUUUAGAAAAAAAAAAAUUUUUCCGACUUUUUAUCGAAAAAAAUAAUUUUUUUUUCUAAAAUCAACUGAUAAAAAAAUUAUUCCGAAUUAAAAUAGAAUCACUCGGUAUAUAUAUUUUUUAAUAUCACGAGACAAAUGUCUCUCUUAUAUAGCUCCCAACUUGACUUUUAUCUGAAUUUUUUAACAAGUUCCUCGAGAGCGAAAGAAACAAUGGAGAAUGCUAAUUUAAAAAAAAUUAAACAUUAAAAAACGAUGCGAAGUAUAAAAAUAGAAUGAAAAUGGUUUUUUUUUUGUUUUUUUUUUUUUUUUCUUAAGACAGAUUUCGUUUAUUUUUUUUUCGGUUUAAAAAUUGGACUUAGCCUCGUUUUUUUUUCACAGCGAGACUAUUUUUAAUUAGAAAAUUUUUUUUGGGGGGGGGGGGGGGUAAAUGAACUUAAAAAACAAUCUUUUGCUUAAACGAGAUAUAGAAUCGCUCGUUUUUUAAAAUUCAUUUCUUUUUACAAUUUUUUCCCCUCAAAUGCAUUUACAGUGGAUCAGUUUUUUUUUUUUUUGCAAAAAAUUAUUUUUCGAAAUUUAAUUUUUCUUUUAAAUAACGAAUUUUUAUUUAACAGAAUAAUUAUAAUUUAAAAAAAAAAAAAAGAAAUAAAAAAAAUUGAGCUGUAAAUGCAUCUCGAUCAUUAUAAACUGGACUCACAAUUUUUAAGAGUAGGCGUUUCUUGUUAUUAUUUUAAUUUUUAUUAUUAAUUAUAGAAACUUUGGCGAUAAUUUUUUUUAGAGACAUAGUUUCUGAAAUAUUGAGACAGAAUUUAAUAGGCAUAUAAUUUUUUUUAACGCCUAUCUUUAAAGUGAAAUUCAGAUAACGAUCGGAUAUAAAGGUCCAUUUGCGCAGAGAAAUAAGCAGACUGUGUGUAUGUGUAUUUGUAAUCAGAGAAAGUGGGCCUCAAACUUUUUGGCUGACAGGUCAAAAGUUCGAAAUGGACCGUAAACUUUGGAGCCCAUCGAUCUCGAUAUAAAUUGCGCUUCGAACUGUCGAUAGAGUUGACCUAAUUCAUAUUGUAAAGAGAAAGAGAGAAUUGUCUCCAUGAAACUAUGAUGGUGAUCAUUUUUUUUUUUUCCAUUAUUAUUGUGACGCAAUCAAUUAAUUCCUCAUUUUAUUUACAAUAAAAUUUCAAAUUAUCAUCAUCAAGAAAUUUGAGGCAUUUAUUUAUUUUUUUGUUCUCAAUAAUUAAUAAUUAUUAUUUUGACAAUACAAUUGUUUUUUUAUUCUAUAAUUUUAUUUUUGUAAAUAAUUAUUGAUGAACUGUUUUUUUUUUUUUUUGUAAUUAUAAAUUGAUUCUUUUUUUUCGUAAAUUUUCACUCAUAAUUCGUAAUUCAUAAAUAUAAAUUAACAAACAAUGUUAUUUGUUAAUUUAUGAUUAUGAAUUUAAUUAAAUUACGAUUUAUUGAAAAUUAGUUUUCUACAAUGAAGAAUAUUUUUAUUAAUAAUAUCGAAUAAAGGUAGAAAAUGGCAAUCGUCUCAAAGUGACACUAGUUUUAUUCUGAUGGACAUGAAACUCGAUAUGAAACUAAUUAGUUUUGUAUCGAAUUUCAUGUCUGCGCGAAUAAAAAAAAACUUAAGUGGAAUUUACUUCUGACAUGAUUUUUCGAUACAAAACCUUUAUUUCUGAUAUUCGCGUUUCUUCUAUUUUUUUUUUUUUUAUCGAAUUCAUUAAUUUAUACAGGAAUAAAAUUCCGUUUCGAAAAAUGAAUAAUUGAAAUCAAAUAAUUAUCAAACGAAUAUUGGGAGGAUAUUUUAUAAUUGUUUGGAAAUAUUUUUUCUUAGAAAGAAAAAUCCAAAAAAAAAUUUUUUUUAAUUUUCAAUUUUUUGCAAAAAGGAAAAUUUAUCUCCCAAAUUGAAAUCACACAGUCUACUUUUUCUCUGGCCCUCAUUUUUUUUUAUUUAUGAAUAAUAUAUUUCGUAAAAACAGUUUUUUUUUUUGUAUAAUAUACGUAUGUUUCUAACAAUUAAUGCCACUCAGCUCUAAUCAAUUCUCGCCGUGCUCCAAAGGGCUCAACAAUAUUACUUUGAGUGUGACCCGUUUUGUAUUUUUCGUUUUUUUUUCUUUUUUUUUUUCUUUUUUUUUGUCUUCUCUUAUCGACUUAUAAUAAUAUUUUGUUUUUUAAAUAAGCCUCUUUUCAUUCCCUGGUACGUUAUAGAUAAACGUCCUUUUCUCUAGACUACUUAUCAUUCUACACAUUCAUUGCUCAGUUUUUUUUUUUUAUGGGUAUCUUAAUUACAAGUUUUUAAAAUUUUUUUUUCGUUAAUAUAAAACACGUAUAUAAACAUAGACUGAGUACAUCGGUGUUUACAAUAUUAUUUAUAACUACCCUUUAUUUUUUUUUAAAAAAAUCGCGCACGUUACAUACGUUUCAUCGUAUACGUGUGUGCGAAUUUGUUCGUGCUUUUUUUUGUGUAUAUAUGAAAAGGAGAAUGCCAAUUUUUUUUUCUUUAAUUUGAAAAAUCGAUUUCUGAAAAUUAAUAUUGAAAAUAAAAUUAUUUAGAUAUAGAAAUUGUUGAAAAAAGCUCGAAAAUUCGAUCAAUCUUCAAAUUUCUCGCUCCUGAUUGUCAUUGCGAAUAGAUUUUUUUUUUAUUGUAAUUCUACUUCUAAUUUUAAUUAUUAUUCCAUCUGGAAAUAAUAAUUGCAGGGGGAAAUAAUUUUACAAAAUUAAGAGAAUCUAAAAUAAUAAUAUAAUUUAAUUUUUUUUAAAUUGAUAAAAAAAAAUAUUUUUUAAAACUUUUUUAAUUAUUAAAUUAUUGAGAAAUUUGAAAAAUGCUUAAAAUUAUUAAGAAUUAUAGAGAAAUUAUAUAUUAAUAAAAUGUGAAAAUAGAAAAAGAAAUUACACGUCAAUUUUUUUUAUCAGAUAUCGAUUUUUCUAAACUUCCAAUAUAAUUCCCAGCAUCCUCCCUUUUAUGUCUUCGUUUCCCAUUGUGCGUGGAGAGACAUGAGGACCCUUGUCAGAAAAAUCAUUUACAAAAAAUUCAAAAUCUAUUUAAAAACAGUUUUUUUUUUAAAAAACUGUUUUUGCAAAUUUUAACAAUAAUAGUGUUUUGGCUCAAUUCAAUACACUAUUUUUAAUUUUACUGAAAACAAAAAAUAUUUCUAAGCCAGAAAAAAAAUAAAUAUCGAAAAAUUAAAUAUUUAUUAUAGUAAUUUAUUAUUUUUUUAUAAUAAAUAUAAGAAAUAUUUUUAAAAAAUUAAUUUUUCCAACAAGGGGACAAAAGUGUUUUUGUUUAUUUAUUUAUUUUUUCUGUGUUGUGUAAAAAGUGCUUUCACCAAAUUACAAUAAAAAAUUGCAAAAUGAGAAAACACUCUUAAAAAAUUUUCGUUUCUCGAUCGUUCGAUUGGUAUUUUUUUUUUUUUUAAAUUCAGAAAAUUAAAUGUUUAUUUGCGAAAAAAUGUUUUUUUUUCAAAUAAACAUUUACUGAAUUCCACCUGGGAAAAUCGUUAAGCCAAGCUUAAUUUUUCUUCUUUUUUUUAUUAAUAUAUUAAUAUUAUAUAUAUUAAUAAAAAUCCAAUUUACGAGAUUGUUAUACAAUGAUACAAUAUAUUACAAUAAAUAAUGUUUACAAAUAUUUUUCCUCGGCGGAAUUCAGUUAUUUUGUUUCUCUCUCUUUUUUUUGUCGAGAUCACUAAUCUAUGAAACAAGCAAUUAUGCUUCAUCUAUUUUUUUCUUUUUUUAAUUAUAUUUCUUUGGUUUCGCUUUUUUUCUCGUUUUAAACUGGAAAUCUCUACGUUUUUUUUUCUUUUUUUUUUUUUUUUUUUAUUCGUCGAUAUCUUUUUUUAAAGCUUUGUUUGGCACGUAUAAUUAGAAUGUCAUUCAGUACGGAAGCAUUCGAUUCUCUGCGUCGUUUUUAUUAAAUUUUUUUUUAAAAACCCUUUCCCAUUGUCUUCCCAUCGCUAUAUAUUUUUUUUUAUCUCCCUUCAUCACUAUAUACCUAUAUAGAACAUUCAUUUACGAUUUUCUUACUACUUCUUAAAAUUAGAAAAAAGUCUUCCGUUUUUUUUUUUU
This is a messenger RNA of Leptopilina boulardi, 9736 nucleotides long. It is a transcript of the gene dysf, whose product is annotated as PAS domain-containing protein cky-1. Bases 967 to 2865 code for a protein of 632 amino acids. Gene Ontology annotation, biological process: regulation of transcription by RNA polymerase II. Lineage: Eukaryota; Metazoa; Arthropoda; Insecta; Hymenoptera; Figitidae. Gene Ontology annotation, molecular function: RNA polymerase II transcription regulatory region sequence-specific DNA binding; protein dimerization activity; DNA-binding transcription factor activity, RNA polymerase II-specific. The transcript is spliced from 14 exons. The record is from RefSeq and is a predicted model, not a curated record.